Messenger RNA from Scatophagus argus, 1763 nucleotides. RefSeq names its product protein LSM14 homolog B-like. Gene Ontology annotation, molecular function: mRNA binding. The record is from RefSeq and is a predicted model, not a curated record. Bases 163 to 1269 code for a protein of 368 amino acids. NCBI's taxonomy places the organism in Eukaryota, Metazoa, Chordata, Actinopteri, Scatophagidae. The transcript is spliced from 8 exons.
CAAAGAGGCGCGUCACUGGCAACCCUAUAAAGCGCACAGGUGCCCGCUAAUUGUGCACAUCGUUGCUAAUUAGCUAAUGUCUGAUGUGUCCUGUGGUUUAGUGCUCUGUGUUUUAGCCGCUGACUUUUCAGACUGAAAACAAAGCCUCUUUUCACGGCGAACAUGAGUGCUGGAGGAGGAACCCCGUACAUUGGCAGUAAAAUAAGUUUGAUAUCCAAGGCGCAGAUUCGGUAUGAGGGAAUAUUGUCCUCUGUCGACACCGACAGGUCUACGGUUGCGUUAGCCAAAGUUAAGUCCUAUGGGACAGAGGACCGACACACAGACAGACCAGUGCCACCCAAAGAUGAAAUUUAUGAAUACAUAAUCUUCAGAGGAAGUGACAUUAAAGACAUCACUGUGUCUGAACCACCGAAACCACACCAUGGACUGCCUUGUGACCCUGCUAUUGUACAGUCAUCCAUUGGCAGCUCCUCUGCUGCAUAUCACCCACGCUGGAGUCCAUACAGAGACAUGAUGCCCACCUACAACCAGCUGGCGGCUAGUUCACUACUCAGCCAGCAGUACAAUGCGGCGUUGGGCUUAGGCCUUCACGGCAUCCCAGCGAGAAGAGCUCCCAUGGUUGAGCAGGCUGUCCAGACUGUGCCAUUGGCCAGUGCUGCUCAGAAAAGGGGGAAGACCUCAACCCAGCCACAGGCCAGACAGCCAGUUCGUCCAGCCCAGCGCUCUGGCCGGGGUGGUUCCCAGGUUCAGAAGGAGAAUGUCCCCACCAGCCAGGCAACAUCUCGGCCAAGUGCAGCCAAGGUUGAAAGCCAAGGUACUGAGAACCAGAAGAAAAGGCAAAAACAAGGUAGUCGCAGGUCCAGGAACAGAAGCAGAGGCCAACUCCUUGUGAAAAACUCAAAGGCCACAACCUUGCAGUUUGAGUCAGAUUUUGAUUUUGAAACUGCAAAUGCUCAGUUUAAAGAUGAUCUUACAAAGGAGGUCACAGUUGAAAAGAUGGAUUCUGGGGAGGCCCCGCACAGCCAGGGAAUGCAAGAGGAAACUCUGGGAGAUAAAUACUACGACAAAGCCAAAUGCUUCUUUGACAACAUCUCAUCAGAGCUUAAGCCCAGGAGAACCACCUGGGCGGAGGAGAAGAAGUUGAACAUGGAAACAUUUGGAGUGCCGGGCCGCUUCCUGAGAGGCAGAGCAUUCAGGGGCCGAGGACGCGGAGGGCAGACCACCAAUGAGCAGCGCCCCCUCCCAAAAAUUGGUAGUGGGAGGGUGUGAAGGAUUUUCUUUGUUAUUUUCUGUAAAUAAUGUGGUUUCUAUUUAUUUAAAAAGUACCUCCCUUUUUUCCCCACUUUUGAAGCAAUUGAAGCUUGAAGUUUUUUUUUGUUUUUUUUGGUUGUCGUUUUUUUUUUGUUGUUGUCGUUGUUUUCAGUUUCCCAAAUAUGCAUUUAGGGAACAUUUUGUGCUUUGAAUCUUUAUAUUGUAUGAAAUGGGAGAGCAAUUUCUUUUAAUCAAGCUGAUGUAUGCUUAAAACACAUUUAUUCAUUGGUAUUUUGGUAAAUUGCAAAUGUGGAAGUUGUGGAAGUUGAACAGGCCAGCAGGUGCAGAAUUUUUUUUUUUUUUUUUGUUACUGAAUGUAUUAAAUUCUGUCCAAGUCUAACUCCAAAUUGCUUUUGGAGGACAGAUGUACCUUAUUUUUCUUUUCCCUACUUGUAAAAUGAGAAUUGUGGAGGGCUUUGUGAUAGUUGAUAUUAAAUAAUAUAUGACUAACA